Molecule: messenger RNA, 1309 nt
Organism: Ruditapes philippinarum (Manila clam)
Lineage: Eukaryota; Metazoa; Mollusca; Bivalvia; Venerida; Veneridae
Product: eukaryotic translation initiation factor 1b-like
Exons: 4
Coding region: 141-491 (116 amino acids)
Biological process (GO): translational initiation
Cellular component (GO): eukaryotic 43S preinitiation complex
Molecular function (GO): ribosomal small subunit binding; RNA binding; translation initiation factor activity
Source: RefSeq, a predicted model, not a curated record
GUCAUCAACUUUCGCAACACUUCCGGCUUUAUUCAGUUAGAAAAAGUUUGUUUAUAACCUCAAAAGAAAUCUGCUUUCAUCUUAAUUCCCAGACGAGGGAUCAGUAAGUUUGUUAUAACAGGAGAGCUUUAAUCGGUUGUAUGACCAGUUUUGACAUUGCCACUCAAUUAACAGGAUCAGGCGAUCCUUUUAAUGAUCAACAAGAAGAUGUUGGCCGAGGGGGUCAAGACAAUUUAGUCCACAUUCGAAUACAACAGCGUAACGGCCGUAAAACACUGACAACUGUCCAAGGGAUUAAUCCGAUUUAUGAUUUCAAGGAAAAUUUUGUGAAAGCUUUGCAAAAAAAGUUUGCUUGCAAUGGUACUGUAGUGGAGCACCCAGAGUACGGGGAGAUUGUGCAGCUCCAGGGUGACCAGAGAAAUCACAUUAAAGAAUUCCUUAAGAAAGUCGGUAUUGCCAAGGAAUCAAACAUAAAGGUCCAUGGUUUCUAAAGGGGGACGCCUUGUAUCAGUUGGAAGCAUAUAUGUAAUUUAAGAUUUUUAUAAAGUCAUUAUCAUCAUCUUAAUUUUCUUUUGCUAUGAAGUCAGUAAUGCAUCACCUCUGUCAUAGUGAUGAGUAGUUUGUAAACACAUAGUGUAACAGUUAUGUUAUUUUAAAGCACAUUUUGUACAUAAAUCGCCCAUUGGAAUAUCCCGCAGACGAUAUGAAAGUUUCAAAGAAGAUGCGUUUAUCACACAGAAAGGAAUUUCGUCGGAGAGGUUUCUAAAAAUAAAAACAAUAAUGCAAUCUUUAUAUGCCUAUUAAUGAACUACGGACAUUGGUUCGACAUUUUGAAAAUUGAUAACUGUAGAUAUACUCGAUGUGUGUAAAUGUAUUAAAAGCAAACCUUUUUUUCUUCGCAUUUGUUUAAUAACUUUGUCUUAAGCUUAUGUGUAGUUUGAACAUAUUAAAGGAAAAUACGAUGUCAAAAUAUUGGUAAGUUAAAUUUGUUAAUAUCAAUGUCUAUUAUACUGCAAUAUUUUAUAAUUAACUCUUGACUUUUCAUGGAUGCCUUGAAAGAAGUGAUUUUAUCUCAAAAGCUUUUUUUCAUGUACUGUAAAAAUGGUUACUUUUGUAAUCUUGAUAAAAAAUUGAUUGACAUGAGUUUUGCUAAUUUUCUACAUGUUGGAAAUUGACCAGACAUUGCAAGAAUCUUUAUGAGAAUAAGUAACCAUUUAUACAGUAUAAUUUAUCAUAGUAGUUGAUUGUUUGUAUUCAAUAUUGUGUCAUGCUAAAUUAUCAAAUAAAAGUUUCUUUUAUACGUCAUUUA